Messenger RNA from Ectocarpus siliculosus, 1542 nucleotides. The record is from the annotation of a GenBank genome assembly. NCBI's taxonomy places the organism in Eukaryota, Phaeophyceae, Ectocarpales, Ectocarpaceae.
AUGGGCUUUGCCAAGCGACGAGCCGCGGUGAUGGGGCUCCUGGUAGCGGGGCUAGCAUUCGCUUCGGGUAAGCCCGCCUGGGGGACGGACGGGGAGGGCCUCAAGAACGUCAAGAGCGGAGGGCACCAAAAGGGGGCGCCGGGUCACAAGGGCCUCGACGGCGAUCUGCUGGACUUCGACUCGGUUUCCCCAAAGGAUUGCGCGAACUACCUCUGUGUGUCCAGCCCGGACAAGGCGACCUACUACAUCGAGGCGGGCUGCCCUGGGCAGUUCGCGGACUACGAGCCCGAUAGAGACCCGGAGGAACCGGUGGAUUCCUAUUUGGGCUUUAGCUCCUCUGCAGGAGCCUCCACAGGCGUGAGCACGGGGACCCUGCUCUCCCUCGCGUGCGCGUCCGGCGUCUUCGCCGUGGGUGUUGGUUUCGUUGCUGGCUACAAGGCGUCUCCGUCGUUCGCGUACAUGCGAAUCCCGUCGCUUUCGUGAAAGUUCGGUUUGUGAGUCGCCAUCAGCGUCAAGUUUACAGGGGUUCAGUGGGGGAGGGCGCGCGGGGGGGGGGGAAGGUGCUCUUCAGCAGCUGGCAGGGGAGGCGUGUUGGAAGCGGCGGCCCCCAAGAUAGGGGUGGGGGGUGGGGCGUGGCGAAGGAGGAGAUUCGAGGUGCCGCGGAGAGGGCGAAGGGGUGGGGGGGGUGGGGGAUACUGCAUCAUACAGCACCAGCACACGGCUAGAAAGAGAGGAAACACGGAUACGCGGCGGAACCUCGGUGUGUGACGUGCAGAGCAACACCAGCCUAGUUCCUGUUGAAAGGAAAACGAGAAUGAAACAGAGAAAGGCGGUGCUGGAGGGCUGGGUGCGCAAAGGGCGGGGGUGACCUUGGAGUGUGGCAGGAGCAGCGGUGACGAGCGGGAACGAGUGGCGUGGGGAUGGGGUCGCUUGAGCACAGUCUGCGGGGACGGGCGUCGUUUGGCUGCUCUUGUUUGUAUUUGUGUUGGGAGUUAGGGUGUGAUUUGUAAUAGAUUUCGCUACGGGGCACUUAUGCCCUUGCCAUGAGCCGGGCGUGCCUCACCCCCCUCCACGCCUUCGUCGUCAAAGGAUCGAGAGGCAGAUUAUUUCUCAUUUUUGUAACGUUCCAUUAUCUGUAUGCGUAUAACUCGUCUUCGCUUGAUGCUCUAUGUACGCGGAGAGAGUUUUUUUUGCUGUGUGGCUCCUAGCAAUCGCGCGCGAACCCAGGGUUGGGUGUACAGUUGUGUUUUCCCUUCUUUUGGUGACCCGGUGUGAUCGUGUGAUCCGGGUUGUACGUGUUUUUGUCUUGCGGCACGAGUCACAUGAAACAUCUGUCGUUUCAGUCUCCUCCCUCCGUUGUAUGCGACAUAUAUCUACCACGUCGUUCCGUGUUUUCUUUUUUUCGCGAGCUACUCAUCGUGCCUGAGCCGUGUGUGUUUUUUUAUUUUCGUUCCCACUCCCUUCGGGUGUGUCAUUUGCUUUCUCCCCGUUUCUCCUUCGGCCGCGUCGUUUUUGACUACGCUCUCCCAUGGUGUUGUCACG